Molecule: messenger RNA, 5197 nt
Organism: Chara braunii
Lineage: Eukaryota; Viridiplantae; Streptophyta; Charophyceae; Charales; Characeae
Source: the annotation of a GenBank genome assembly
ACUCGCAAUCAGAAAGAAGAAAGAGAGAGGAGGGAGAGAGAACAGGGAGAGAGGGAAAGUGAUAGUCUGAGGUGGGCAAGGACUGGGAAAAGGAGUGUUCGUCUAAGCGAAAGGGGGAGUGAACCUCUUGAGAGUCUGAUUGAUUCUUUUGCUGAUUGGCGACUCUCUGAUCCACCUGCUCACACUGACAGUCCCAAGAUGUCUCAGCUAACUUCAACACAAUGGCGGACCUUGUUAGAUGCAACCGGUGAUGCUGAGAAACCACAUCUGCAAGCACUCUUAGAUGGUGCUACAAAACGGGAACAGGAGUCAGAGAAGGAGAGGAAGGAGGCCUUGCUGAAAAGGCAAGUAGCCCUCCUAGAGACUGUUCCCUCACUGACUGAAGAGCAGUGCGGGGAACAGCUGCAGUCCAUCCUCACAGCCUUUGUUCAAAUCAGGAAUCUUGAGGACCAUACCACUCAGAUCGCCGAAGUUUUUGCAAAACUGCAAACACUUCAGGAUGAUCUGACUGAGAUGACCUUCAAAUACCAUGAACUGACAAAGGAGGUGGCGGAUCUGCGACAAGCCCAAGUGGCCUACCCUCUUCCUCUACCUCCUGGAACUGAAGCUGCAAUCGAAACUACCUCUGCCCCUCUUACUGUAUCUGCUUCUACCUCUUCUUUGAGUGUGAUGGCAACUUCCUCAGGACCUGUAGCAGGUGCAGAUUCCACUGUUGCUGUAACAAGCAAUGAGGCUGGAACUUCUGCAACUGCUGCAGCCCCAAGACCGGAACCAGCUGCUGCUGGUCCCAGCCAUGCUGGUCCCUAUGUGGACCGAAAGGCGGUUCAAAUACCGUCCAAGUACGAUGGCAAGGAAGACAUCGAGUCCUGGAUCGGCUCCAUGAGGGCCUACUUUGAGAUCCUGGGGACUCAAGCUGAGACCCAGGUGGUCAUCAUGGGUAUGAAUGUCGAGCCAGUCGUAUGGGGCUUCCUAGAAGUCCAAGCAACGCGGGCUGGGUUUCCAAAGGCUGCAUUGGCCAAAUGGCUAAGGGCCACCCCGGUUGCCUCCCUCGAAGAACUCCUUACCUCAGAAUACCAAGAUCCACAUGUUGCUGCUAAAGCAACAAUUCAACUGGAUAAAGUAAAGCACAGCAAGUGGAAUGGCUCCAUGAAAAGCCUGCAGACCUAUCUAACCAAGCUGUUUGCCACUCCCGGUUUGGAAUUGUCCCCGCAAUCUUGCUUGGAUGUGGUCAAGGGCGCGGUUCUAACUAACUUCACUAGUCGCCUGGGCAGGGACUACAUUGCUUAUACUGACUGGCUUGCCUUAAUGAAGGAUGGAGUCAGUCUGGAGGCCAUGGACCUCGUUAGCACGGCAGGCAGCAAGAAGCCCAUGGGCGGCAGACGGUUCAAGGGCAGCAACCGUUUUGCUGUGCAUGACCUGYUGGAGGCCGAAGGAGAAGCCGAUGCGGUUGACCCCACUCUUGGUGACGACCAAGAACAGGACUCCGAUACAGCUUGGAAACCGGAAUCGGGCGUAGAGUCGGACUUAGCAAACUCUACGGCAAGGGAGGCUGGUUCUGUUGAAGAUCAGCAACCCUCCCUUGAAGCCCAACCAUCUGCUGAAGACAAGGCUGCGGUAAGUAACGUAUUGUAUGACGAGCCUUGGGAGGAGUCUGAGAUGAUUGACUUCCWCUACCACUUGGAGCAUUGGGCUGAAAUGAAACAGCAGCGGGCCCAAGGGACGGUGAAGUUAAUCUUCUUUAAACUUCUCAUCAACCACCGCUAUCUCCGUGUGUUAGUUGAUUGUGGUGCUAUAGCUAAUUUCAUGUCACCACAUGGGAUACGCAAGGUGGGCUUGGGGAUGAAGCAAGUGGCCCUGCAGAACCUUUGCCGGACCCCAGUUGGCAAUGAAGAAGUUGUCUCUUCAACACAUGCAGUCAAAGGUGUGCGCACUACCUUUGACAAAGGUAAGACUGUCACCCAUGCACUGAACUUCUUUGUCCUUGACAAGUGCCCCUUCGACGUUGUCCUUGGCUUGGGCUGGCUGCAGUCCCAAUGCGAAUGGACCAAGUGGAAGGAAUCACUCUUCAUGGUCAAAGAUGCUCAGGGGAACAAGCUUCCUGUCCUUUUGGAUGAGAAGCACGAAUCCCCAGUGACUUUUCUGAAUGCAUUGAAGUUCUGCAAGAAAUGGCGCAAGCACAAAAAGGAAAAACAAUUGUAUGUUGCCUUUGUUCGUCCUGCUCAUGUGCCUUCUACUUUUGCGGCCAGUACCACGACUACUUUGAUUAAUGAUCCUACUUCUAGUACUUCUACUACUAACACCUCUACCUCUCUACCCUCUAAUAGUCCAAAUGAUCCUACUUCAGAUUCGGUCGUCUCUGUACGCGACUUGCGACCGGACUUUGGUGAUCCCUUUACUGAUUCCCCACCCCCACCUGUCCCAUCAGACAUUCAAGCCCUCCUCGAUCGGUUUCCGGAAGUCUUGGCUGAGCCACGUGCAGUCCCCACGCGACCGGUCCGACACACCAUCGAGUUGGUCGAGGGUGCAGUUCCUCCAAAGGGAUGCGUGUACCGUAUGGGACCCGGCGAGUUGGAGGAACUCCGGCGGCAGAUCGAUGAGAUGAUUGACAAAGGGUGGAUCAAACCAAGCGAAUCUGAAUUUGGUGCUCCUGUGUUGUUUGUGCCAAAGAAAGGAGACAAACUCCGCAUGUGUAUUGACUAUCGCGGUUUAAACCGCAUCACUAGAAAUAAUGCUUACCCAUUGCCGCGUAUAGAUGACUUGCUUGAUGCUGCAGGCGGGUGCAAGGUUUUCUCCAAGAUCGAUCUCAAGUCUGGCUACCACCAGAUUGAAGUCGAUCCUGCGGACCAGCACAAGACUGCGUUCAAAAUGCGCGACGGGCUCUAUCAGUUCACCGUAAUGCCCUUCGGACUUACGAACGCACCAACCACGUUACAAAGCCUCAUGGACAAGGUCCUCCGCGAACAAUUUGGCCGGUUCGUGGUAGUGUACCUGGACGAUAUCCUGAUUUUCAGCAAGUCCAUGGAGGAACACCUCAAGCAUCUUGAGGAGGUACUUGCCGUCCUCAAGAAGACGCAACUCCAUCUCAACUGGGAAAAAUCUGAGUUUGGGACGGAUAACGUCAUCUAUCUUGGGCACCGGUUGUCUGCUGCAGGCCUAGAGCCUGAGGCAACCAAGAUCGAGGAUUGCUCCAAGGUGCUUGCGUACCUUGGGGACCCAUCGGAAGCACGCAUGGCAGUGGAAAAGGAGGAGACGUCGGAAAGGGGGUGGCUAGCUGGCGUCGGCCAGGGGUCAGGGCUGCUGGGGUCGAGCGGCUUGCAGGCUCUGGCGAGUGGAGGCGGGGAUAUGGAGGCCAGUUCUUCCAGCUUCCAGUCCCCUGUUAUGAAGGACUUGAUAUCUGGUUCCCCUGGUGUGGGAGAAGGAGGGUUUGAGAGGGCAGAUAUUCCGAUGUCCUUGAGAAACAUGCUGCUGUACGCGGAGCACCUGUCUUCGGCGGCAUACGGCUUUCAUGGAUCUUAUGAAAGGGGUCUGCAACAGAGCCAGGAGGCGCAAGACCAGGAAAGUCUCCAAGAACUCAUGGCGAAUCAUAUGAUGGCUUCUCGCUUUGACCAACAGCCUUUGAUGCCUGAUGCUCUUACGGAAGGCGAUAGGGCAGCGUUUCAAGGCGUUGGUUGUGGGUUUUAUGACAUCUUCUAUGCUGGUCAGUGCAGCGAAUGCUUCUACACUGCUCCUAUUUGCAGCCCCGGAGGGAUGUUUUAUGACUUUUACAAGGGGUGGGUUGGCCAUAAACCCAGGCUCGAGUAUGACGAUGGUUUUGAGGACUUGGCCGGCAAUGGUAGAGUUGAGAGAGCAGGCAACAGCACCGGCGCCGGCAAUGCCACAUGGACCGGAAUGUUCAUUCAGGCUACUACACCUCGUGGCGACAAGUAUCUUGGAGGGUUACAGCCUAAGGAUGCAGUGACUGUGGAGUUGAGAACUUUGCCGAUGGCGAACAAGAGGAUCGCUCUCCAGUUCGAUUUCAUUUACAAGGGGCGUUUGGAGCCUCGAGUUAGGGAUGUUGGAGUAGAUGUGAAGGUGUUGGGAGAAGCAGCUGGUCCUCUCAAACCCCUGGACACCUUCGUGGCACCCAUUUUUUUGGUCGGACUGCCACAUUUACAGGUCCGGUACGAAUUCCUGUACCCAUUAUCGCUGUUGAAGCUCAAGUUUUCAAUCCCAGUCCCCGUUCGCGACAAGAUCACCACAUGGGGACUGGAUAAUGUGAAGUUGGAGAGUCUUGUUGACAAUUACGCUCCGGUGGCUGCAGACCGAGAUGUCACUGGUAUUUCAGAUCGACCGCUCACCAUAGAGCUCAGUGCAUGGGAUGAAGAGUGUGAUGAUCUUGUCUAUCACAUCACAAGCUUGCCAACUGAAGGAUUACUCUACUUGUGUGCCUGCAACAGCAUCUGGACAGAGGCAAUUGCUGUACGUGAAUUCAGGCCUCCAAGGCCGACUUGUCUCGCUGUGACCGUAAACCCCCUCACUCCAUUCAGUUCUCUUGCCUGUUUCGACCCUAAUGUGGCCCUUGCUCACUCUAUCUGAUCCUCUCAUCAAGUGUGAAAUAAUUGAACCACCACAAUGGCUGGUGCCACCAGGCCCAAAAAAUGUGCCCGUGCCCGUUCGCUUUUAUUGGCGCGCAGCAGAAAUCUGCCUUGGGGAAAAGAGGCUCGGAGGUACUGGUGGUUUAAACUUUAAACCACCCGUUGUUGCGAGCCCCUUUUUCCCAACGCUGAUUUUUGGUGAGUCGCCGAGUCCUCAAAAAACCUUACUGCUCCCAGCACGUGGUUUGCCUGGCGCCCCCUGCCUUUGUGCUGGCCCAUGUUAACCUGUGCGUGCUUUCUCAAAGGCUGGACCAACAACUUUUUUGUUUGUUUGUUUGUUCUGUUUGCAUGUGCAAGGAGCAUGAGUAUGGACGAAGCACAGAAAUCCAGAAUGCAAUAUCACACUGAAGUCCAAGUAUUCAAAGCCAAAGUAGAUAGUACAAUGGAAACGAGUAACCAUCCAAUUGAGAAUGAUACAGAAGAAUCAUGAGUCAAUGUCCAUGCCCAACAGGGCAACACCAACAGCAUAACCCAAAUGUAGCUCUCUCUUGUGAAUGGCGCCAGGUGCCCUAUCUACUCUACAGCCUAUCAUACAACUACAGUAAUGAAAGCAACCAGACAAC